Molecule: messenger RNA, 5726 nt
Organism: Sinocyclocheilus grahami
Lineage: Eukaryota; Metazoa; Chordata; Actinopteri; Cypriniformes; Cyprinidae
Product: filamin-B-like
Exons: 33
Coding region: 888-5726 (1612 amino acids)
Biological process (GO): actin cytoskeleton organization
Molecular function (GO): actin filament binding
Source: RefSeq, a predicted model, not a curated record
UGCAAAAAGGGCAUUGCAUUUGUGCGUUUACUAGGCUAUUAGGCACGUUUGUUUUUCACACGUGUGGUUGUUUGCAGGUCAGGGCUUAUGGACCAGGACUGGAGAAGUCUGGCUGUGUCAUAAACAAACCUGCUGAGUUCACCGUCGAGGCCAAAGAUGCCGGAAACGGACCGCUGGAAAUCAUCGCACAGGAUGCAGAUGGAGUCCCCAUCGACGUGAAGGUGAAGAGCAAAGGGGAUAACGUGUAUUCCUGCUCGUACACGCCGACCUCAGCCAUCAAGCACACGCUGGCCGUGACCUGGGGAGGCGUCAGUGUUCCCAACAGCCCCUUCAGGGUGAAUGUCGGAAAGGGAAGCCACCCUCACAAAGUCAAGGUGUUUGGGCCAGGAGUGGAGAGAAGCGGACUGAAGGCUCAUGAACCGACGCACUUCACCGUAGACUGCACUGAAGCUGGAGAAGGUGACGUCAGUGUCGGUAUCAAGUGUGACGCUAAUGUUAUCAGUGAUCAGGAAGAGGAUGUUGAUUUUGACAUUAUUCCCAAUGCCAAUGACACCAUCACUGUCAAAUACAUUCCUCCUGGAGCGGGACGCCUCACGAUCAAAGUGCUUUUUACUGAACAAGAAAUCCCGGUCAGUCCGUUCCGUGUUAAAGUGGAUCCCUCACAUGACGCCUCCAAAGUGAAAGCAGAGGGACCAGGGCUCGCCCGAGCAGGUGUGGAGAGUGGAAAACCAACACACUUCACUGUUUACACCAAAGGAGCUGGCAAAGCUCCGCUGGACGUGCAGUUUUCUGGACCUAAUAAAGGACAGCCCGUUCAAGACUUUGAGAUCAUUGACAACUAUGACUAUUCCCACACUGUCAAAUACACACCGCUCCAGCAGGGAGAGAUGGUGUUAACAGUGACCUUCGGUGGAGACCCUAUUUCUAAAAGCCCCUUCGCUGUGGGUGUAACGGCUCCGCUGGACCUUAGCAAGAUCCAAGUGGAUGGCCUGGAAAAUCGUGUGCAAGUGGGCGAGGAUCAAGAGUUUGCUAUUGGUACAAGAGGAGCAGGCGGACAGGGCAAACUUGAAGUCAAGAUCACCAGCCCCUCGGGGAUGUCCGUGCCCUGCGUGGUUGAGCCUCAACCAGGUAAAGGAGCCAGUCUAGUGAAGUACAUCCCCAAAGAGGAGGGCGUUUACGUGGUGGAGGUUGUCUACGAUGGCAAUCCCGUGCCAGGAAGCCCUUUCCCAGUUGAAGCCAUGCUGCCUCCUGAUCCCAGCAAGGUCAAAGCGUUCGGUCCAGGAUUGAAAGGUGGUCUUGUAGCAAGUCCAGCUGAGUUUAACAUUGACACCAAGGGCGCUGGAACCGGUGGCCUCGGUCUAACCGUCGAGGGUCCGACCGAAGCCAAAAUCGAGUGCUCUGACAACGGCGAUGGCACCUGCUCUGUGUCGUACCUCCCCACCGAACCCGGAGAGUAUCUAGUCAACAUUCUCUUCGAGGACGUCCAUAUUCCCGGCUCGCCCUUCCACGCAGACAUCCAAUAUCCGUUUGAUCCCACCAAAGUGGUGGCAUCCGGAUCCGGGCUGAAACGAGGCAAAGUAGGCGAGAUCAGUGUGCUGAACGUCGACUGCGCCAAAGCUGGACCGGGCCAGUUAACGCUGGAGGCCGAGCCUGACUCUGGAGCCAAAGCCAAGACUGAAGUUCUGGACAACAAGGACGGGACCUACACGGUCACCUACGUCCCGCUGACGGCCGGUAUGUACACACUGCUGCUGAAGUACGGAGGAAAGACUGUCCCCAACUUCCCCGCCAAAGUGACUGUGGAUCCGGCUGUUGAUACCAGCAAAGUGAAGGUGUUUGGACCAGGAGUUGCAGGAGAAGGAGUUUUCAGGGAGGCCACCACUGACUUCACUGUGGAUGCACGAGCUCUGACCAAAGUUGGUGGGAAACACAUAAAAGCUCAUGUGAAGAACCCGUCAGGUGCUGCUACAGACUGUGUUAUUAGUGACAACGGUGAUGGGACUUAUAACGUGGAAUACACACCGUUUGAGAAUGGAGUCCACAGUGUGGAGGUUCUGUACGAUGACACUCCUGUUCAAAAGAGUCCGUUCCAGGUCGGGGUGGGUGAGGGCUGUGACCCCUCACGUGUGCAGGCCAAGGGCCCGGGUCUGGAAGAAGCACUGACUGACAAACCCAACAAGUUCUCCAUCGUCACCAGAGGAGCUGGUAUCGGUGGAUUGGGAAUAACCGUGGAAGGUCCGUCUGAGUCGAAGAUGUCCUGCAAAGAUAACAAAGACGGCAGCUGUAAUGUGGAAUACACCCCGUAUGUGCCUGGUCUGUAUGACGUCAACAUCACGUAUGGAGGACAGCACAUUCCCGGAAGCCCAUUUAAAGUGCCAGUGAAGGAUGUUGUUGACUGCAGUAAGGUGAAGAUCUCUGGGCCUGGUGUCGGUUCUGGAGUGAGAGCUAAAAUCCCACAAUCCUUCACUGUGGACUGCAGUAAAGCUGGUGUCGCUCCUCUCUCUGUGGCUGUGACUGGACCUAAAGGUAUAGCUGAACCAGUUGAAGUCACAGAUAACGGUGACGGCACACACACAGUGGCCUACACGCCGUCUGUCGAGGGCUCGUACUCGGUCGCAGUCAAAUACGCAGACGAGGAAGUUCCACGCAGUCCGUUCAAGCUGCGCGUUCAGCCCACUCAUGAUGCCAGUAAGGUGCGUGCCAGCGGCCCCGGGCUCACCACCGGCCUCUCGGCCAGCUUCCCGGUGGAGUUCACCAUCGACGCCAAAGAUGCCGGCGAGGGCCAGCUGUCUGUGCAGAUCACCGAUCUGGAUGGUAAACCCAAGAAAGCCAACAUUCAGGACAACUGCGACGGAACCUACAAAGUGUCUUAUGUGCCUGAUAAGGUGGGCCGUUACACUAUUGUGAUCAAGUACGGCGGAGACGAGAUCCCCACUUCUCCAUAUAGAGUGAGAGCGAGCGCUACAGGAGACGCCAGCAAGUGUACAGUCACCGGACCUGGCAUCGGGCCGACCAUCGGCAUUGGAGAGGAGGUCGGGUUUGUGGUGAACACUAAAGAAGCGGGGAAGGGGAAGGUCUCCUGCGUCGUAGUGACUCCAGACGGCACCGAGGUGGAAGCUGAAGUUAUCGAGAACAAGGACGGCACCUUCGACAUCUUCUACACGGCUCCUAAACCCGGGACGUACGUGAUUUACGUGCGCUUUGGAGGGGAGAACAUCCCCAGGAGCCCCUUCAAAGUCAUGGUUACAGAUGGCGCGUAUGUUCCUGCCAACAGCGUGAACGGGACGGGGUACAGGCCUUUCGAUAUGGUGAUUCCCUUCACCUUUAGGAAGGGGGAAAUCACAGGUGAGGUUCACAUGCCGUCAGGUAAAAGCGCCCAGCCUGAGAUCAUCGACAACAAAGACGGGACGGUCACGGUGAAGUACGCGCCCACAGAGGCUGGCCUCCACGAAAUGCACAUUAAAUUCAACGGGACACACAUCCCAGGUCAGAGUCCACUUUCUUUUUUUUUAGACGUGACGGCCUACGGCCCGGGUCUGGUCUAUGGCACCGCCAGUAAAACCGCCAUGUUCACCAUCUACACUGAAGAUGCGUCUGACGGUGGCCUGGAUUUGGCCAUUGAAGGUCCGUCCAAGGCUGAGAUCAACUGCGUGGACAACAAAGACGGCACUUGUACGGUUUCAUACCUGCCCACGCUGCCUGGAGAUUAUAAUAUACUCGUCAGAUAUAAUGACAAACACAUCGCAGGAAGCCCCUUCACGGCCAGGAUCACAGAGGACAAUAAGAGGAAGUCUCAGGUAAAGCUGGGCUCCGCUGCGGAUUUCUCUCUGGAUAUCCACGAGACGGAUCUCAGUCUGCUCACCGCGAGCAUCAAAGCCCCGUCUGGCCACGAUGAGCCCUGUUUGCUCAAGAGGCAGCCCAGCAAUCACAUCGGCAUUUCCUUCAUCCCAAGAGAAGUCGGAGAGCACCUGGUGAGCAUCAAGAAGAACGGCCGGCACGUUGCUAACAGCCCCAUCACCAUCAUGGUGGUCCAGUCUGAGAUCGGAGACGCCAGCAGAGUCAAGGUGUUCGGUCAGGGUCUGGUGGAGGGAUGCACCUUCGAGAUGACAGACUUUGUGGUGGACACCAGAGAAGCUGGUUACGGCGGUUUGGCGCUGGCCAUCGAGGGUCCCAGUAAGGUGGACAUACAGACAGAGGACAUGGAGGACGGCACUUGUGGCAUCUCAUAUUGUCCGACUGAGCCAGGCACCUACAUAGUGUCCAUCAGGUUUGCAGAAGAGCACGUCCCUGGAAGUCCGUUCAGCGUGAAAGUGACGGGCGAAGGUCGUGUCCGUGAGAGCAUCACUCGCCGUCAGAAAGCUGCUUCCGUCGCUAGUGUUGGCAGCGUUUGUGAUCUCAAUCUGAAGAUCCCAGGAAUCGACCUCCAGGACGUCUCGGCGCAGGUCAGGAGCCCGUCGGGAGCCACGGAAGCGGCUGAGAUGGUGGCGGUGGGAAAUCACACCUACUGCGUGCGCUUCGUGCCUCACGAGAUGGGCGUUCACACGGUGAGCGUGCAGUACCGCGGGCAGCACGUGCCGGGAAGCCCCUUCCAGUUCACCGUCGGCCCGCUGGGUGAAGGAGGAGCCCGCCAGGUGCGAGCCGGAGGGCCGGGUCUGGAGAAGGCCGACACCGGUGUGCCAGCUGAGUUUAAUGUGUGGACGCGUGAGGCGGGCGCCGGCGGUCUGUCCAUCGCUGUUGAAGGCCCCAGUCGUGCAGAAAUCUCCUUCGAGGAGAGGAAGGACGGAUCAUGUGGCGUCUCAUAUGUAGCUCAGGAACCAGGCGACUACGAAGUGUCUAUAAAGUUCAACGACGAGCACAUUCCCGACAGCCCUUACCUGGUGCCCGUCUACGCUCCUGUCGACGACGCUCGGCGACUCACUGUUACCAGUCUUCAGGAGUCGGGUCUGAAGGUGAAUCAGCCGGCAUCAUUUGCAGUGCGUCUGAACGGAGCAAAAGGCCACAUGGAUGCUAAAGUUCACAGUCCGUCCGGAGCCCUGGAGGAGUGUGUGGUGUCUGAGCUAGAGCAAGACAAGUACGCCAUCCGUUUCAUCCCUCGAGAGAACGGCAUCCACGACAUCGACGUGAAGUUUAACGGGACGCACAUUCCGGGCAGUCCGUUCCAGGUGCGUGUGGGAGAACCGGGACAGAGCGGGGAUGCUGGACUCGUCACAGCUUACGGCCCCGGUCUGGAAAGAGGAAGCACAGGUAACCAGGCUGAGUUUACCAUCAAUAACACCAAAGCGGGGCCGGGAUCUCUGGCCGUCACCAUCGAGGGCCCGUCGAAGGUCAAGAUGGAGUGUCAGGAGUGUCCCGAAGGCUUUAAAGUGCACUACACACCAAUGGCCCCUGGAAACUACAUCAUCACUAUCAAAUACGGCGGCCCCAACCACAUCAGCGGAAGCCCGUUUAAAGCCAAAGUCACAGGGCCGCGGCUGGUGAACGUGACUAACGCCAGCGAGAUGUCCACUCUGAUGGUGGAGUCGGUGAGCAGGGCGAGCAGCGUGAACUCAUACAGCGCCUCUCCCAGAGCCGCUUCUGACGCCAGCAAGGUUCUCAGUCGAGGUCCGGGUCUCAGCAAGGCCUUCGUGAGCCAGAAAGCGUCUUUCUCUGUGGACUGCAGUAAAGCAGGUGAGAUCUCGGGUUAUUACUGGACACAAAUUGAGCAUGAGCCAGAUAAAAGGGCUUAG